GUCUGUCAGCUCGUUGGGCGCUGGUGAUGGCGAGGCACUUCACGCUCAACACCGGCACUGAGAUCCCCUCGGUGGGGUACGGCACCUGGCAGUCCAAGCCGGACGGGGUCGGCCGCUCCGUUUACGCUGCCGUCAAGGCAGGGUAUCGUCACAUCGAUUGUGCUAGGGCUUACCGCAACGAAAAGGAGGUUGGUUUGGCACUGCAGAAGCUAUUCGAAGAGGGUGUGGUGAAGCGGGAAGAUUUGUUUAUCACCUCUAAGCUAUGGCAUGAUCAUCACGCUCCGGAAGAUGUGCCGGAGUCGCUUCACAGAAGUCUGAAUGACUUGCAGCUUGAGUACUUGGAUCUUUACCUUAUCCAUUGGCCAUUUAGACUCAAGAAGGGCACCGACGCAAGCAACCCUGAAAACUUUGUACGACCUGACAUCCCUGCUACUUGGGGAGCAAUGGAAAAGUUAUAUGAUGCUGGAAAGGCUCGUGCAAUAGGUGUGAGUAACUUCUCAACAAAGAAACUGAGUGACUUGCUUGUUGUAGCUCGUGUACGUCCAGCUGUUAAUCAGGUGGAAUGUCAUCCGGGUUGGCAGCAAACUAAGCUCCACAACUUUUACCAGUCAACCGGUAUUCAUCUUUCUGCAUACUCACCACUAGGUUCACCUGGUACGCCUUGGAUGAACAGUAAUGUCCUUCAAGAACCGGUCAUCACCUCAAUAGCAAAUAAACUUGGGAAAACUCCUGCACAGGUGGCCCUGUGCUGGAACAUUCAGAUGGGUCAUAGUGUACUACCAAAGAGCCUGAAUGAGGAAAGGAUAAAGCAAAAUCUUGAUGUUUAUUAUUGGUCUAUUCCAGAUGACUUGCUUGCGAUGUUUACCGAGAUUAAGCAGGUAAGGCAGUUCAGAGGUGACUUCACCGUCAAUCCACAAAGCGUCUACAAGACCCACGAGGAGCUCUGGGAUGGGGAAGUUUAGGAUCAUGUUUAUCGUUAGCAACCUACGUACAUUAGAAACUUGCACUUCACAUAUACCUACUGUGUGUUACUUUGGAUGUUGGUUAAUUUUUA
Messenger RNA from Aegilops tauschii subsp. strangulata, 1054 nucleotides. Its product is annotated as aldo-keto reductase family 4 member C10-like. Gene Ontology annotation, molecular function: oxidoreductase activity. NCBI's taxonomy places the organism in Eukaryota, Viridiplantae, Streptophyta, Magnoliopsida, Poales, Poaceae. The record is from RefSeq and is a predicted model, not a curated record.